Cokeromyces recurvatus is the source of this 1701-nucleotide messenger RNA. RefSeq lists its product as uncharacterized. The transcript has a single exon. The record is from RefSeq and is a predicted model, not a curated record. The annotation marks the transcript as partial. NCBI's taxonomy places the organism in Eukaryota, Fungi, Mucoromycota, Mucoromycetes, Mucorales, Mucoraceae.
UCAGUUCGCAGUAAAAAGCGCUCUCGUGAUCAGGUCAAUUCUUCACCUGUGGGAGUAGAGCCACUACAUAAAAAGCAAAGACAACAAGAAAAUAUUAGAACUGAUCUUCAUGUCAUUCAGCUAUUGACGACAUGUCCUGUUUGUCAAGGAAAUCUAAUUCGACCCUUUACUUUACCUUGUGGUUAUACAGUAUGUCAAAAUUGCAUUCCUAAUAAUAUCAACACUACAUUGGUAUUAGAAUGUGUUUCACCUUAUUGUGAUCGAAUUCAUACAACAACUAUUCAACCUAAUGUUAUCAUCCAAUCCAUGCAAUCAAUUAUUAACAAUGGCAAAUUAGGAUCUUUAUCACCCGAUAUUUUACGCCAGUCUUUUAAUGCAUCUACUGAAUGUCCUAUUUGUUGUACUCGACUUACAAACCCAACUACAACACCAUGCGGUCAUACAUUCUGUCAAAACUGUCUUAUACGGUCUCUUGACCAUCAACGUCUAUGUCCCUUUUGUCGUGACAGUCUUGAGUCUUGUCCAUCCACAACUCAAGUCUUGAAUGAUAUUUUAUUAGAACUUUAUAGUGAGGAUGAAGAGGCAAAAGAAGAAGGGCUUGGCAGCUUGGGUGGUGAACAUCGUGUUCCUUUAUUAAUCGGAAGUAUGGCCUUCCCUCAUGUUCAGUGUGCGAUUCAUAUAUUUGAGCCACGUUAUCGACUCAUGUUAAGACGUAUUAUGGCAUCUGAUCGAAGGAGGUUUGCAAUGUGUCUAGCACGUAGACAAAGAAGUUCUGAGUCUGUUUUACCCUUUUAUGAAUACGGUACAAUGCUUGAAUUAACUCAUGUACAAACAUUGCCAGAUGGACGAUCGAUGGUUGAAGCAGUGGGUUCACACCGUUUUAAAGUCAUCAGGUUUGAUUUAGUAGAUGGUUAUCAUAUGGCAGAUAUUGAAAGGAUUGAUGAUAUAGAUAGAGAACAAGAAAAUUUAUGGGAGCAACAACAAAUUUUAAAAAUAACUGCUCAAAGAGCUCGCCAACAGGCUCAGCAACAAUUGAAACAGUCACCUUCUUUAUCAGCAAGGCCUGUGUCAGUUAGCAUCCAUCGUCCAGUAGCUACCACUGGCUCUACUCAAUCUGUCCAUAGAUCAAUACCAAGGCCUCAUCAGUCAAGUUGGGGCCAGCGCCAAUCUUGGGCACAACAAGCUCAUCCUCAGACUCAAGUCAAUAGAGCACCUUGGUUACAAAUGCAUAUUCAAGGAUUAUCCGCUACUCGGCAUAAGCCUUCUCAUCCUAUUACCCCUACUCUUCCCCCUCAAAGACAAGUACCAUCGACAUCUCAAAGACAUACCUCUUUUUCCCUACCUGAAAAGGUGAUCAAGAAUCGACAAAUACAAUCUACUGAAGAAAUAUUACAUGAAUUAGCUAUAUUUGUAGAGAAACUAAUUGAACAUGGUACCAAGAAUUCAUCCAAUCAUAUGUUACGCUGGCUAUCUACUCUAACUAAUCCGCCCAUCCUUCGAGGCCCUCAACGGGAUCGGGUGAUCUUUAGUUGGUGGAUUAUAAAUAUAAUACCCUUGAGUGAUGAUGAAAAGUAUCCUUUAUUAGCCAUGAGAACUGUUAGAGAAAGAGUUUUGAUCAUUAUUUCUUGGAUAGAUCGAUUUGAAGAUCAAUGGUCAUUAUUCUUAAAUAAUUCCUCGACUACUUCAUGUUGUAUUUCUUAA